Durotheca rogersii is the source of this 956-nucleotide messenger RNA. Its product is annotated as DUF757-domain-containing protein. Gene Ontology annotation, cellular component: cytoplasm. The record is from RefSeq and is a predicted model, not a curated record. The transcript has 3 exons. The coding region runs from base 1 to 549 and encodes 182 amino acids. NCBI's taxonomy places the organism in Eukaryota, Fungi, Ascomycota, Sordariomycetes, Xylariales, Xylariaceae.
AUGGAGGAAAUCAUGAAAAUGUCUGCGCCUGUUCCUGCUCAGUUUGACGCCGAGAAUGCGAGCAACCUGGAGGAUAUCGAGAAGCAGUUCGCAGUCAAAGGUCAGUGGUGCUCCCGGGACCCAAACCUGCUAACGCUGACCCCUGCUGUCUCUGGCUUGCGCGUAGCUGUACAACAUCUCGAGACGUACUGGUCCAUUCUUAAGAAGGUCAAGGGAUCCUCGUUACGUCUGACCAAGAUGGACGACGAAAUCUACGAGCAUCUCAAGGCCGAGUUCCCCGAAUUCGAUCCCGCCGCUACGAUUGACGAGAAUGAGUUGAAAAGUAAGACGGGCAAGGAGCGGUGGCGCAAGUUUAUGAUGGCAUACGACAAAAGGGUGGACGACUAUAACUUCGGCACCAUGCUGCGGACGAGCCCCAAAGUAGAGUACGAGCAGGACACGACCAUCUUUGUUCCCAGGAUGCAGUUCUAUGCCGUCGAGAUAGCAAGAAACAGGGCCGGUCUCAACGAUUGGAUCUACGAGAAGGCCAGAGCAGCGGCCAAGGCUUGAGAAGGCGGCAAAGCCACAUGCCACCGACACGGAACUUGACCUACUUCGUUGAACAGACAUAUCCAGAAUGAUUUGGACUGCAAAGGGUGCUGCCGCCUUCACAAAAACCUCUCGCGAGCAGAUGUCCACACAUCCACGAUUACACGAGCAGGCUAUUUAAAAGUCUUUGUGAGGUACUUUGCUGCAUAACGUCUCUGUGAAGUGUACGGCGAAUCAUUGCUACUCACAGGGUUGAAUCUCUUUGGGGGGUUAUUCUUGAUUACUGGAAUGGGCAGCAGUCGAACCUUGCGGGAAAAAAAGUCAUUGGUACGCAAUGAUUCCCGCGUGUUUACAUACGACACAUUCCUUCACUAUAAGGCCAGGGAAUCAUGUUCAGGUAUGAUCAUAGGCACGUGGCCGCCCAGUAC